Messenger RNA from Neofelis nebulosa (Clouded leopard), 2990 nucleotides. RefSeq names its product NK1 homeobox 2 (gene NKX1-2). Lineage: Eukaryota; Metazoa; Chordata; Mammalia; Carnivora; Felidae. Gene Ontology annotation, molecular function: RNA polymerase II cis-regulatory region sequence-specific DNA binding; DNA-binding transcription factor activity, RNA polymerase II-specific. Gene Ontology annotation, biological process: regulation of transcription by RNA polymerase II; cell differentiation. The transcript is spliced from 2 exons. Gene Ontology annotation, cellular component: nucleus. Bases 166 to 1131 code for a protein of 321 amino acids. The record is from RefSeq and is a predicted model, not a curated record.
CGGCUCUCGCCCAGCCCCGCCCCCGCGCCCCCCUCCCCGGCUUCACUUGGCCGCCGCGACCCUCCUACUGGCCGGAGAGCGGCGGCCCCGCCACAGCCGAAGGCAAGCCCCAGCGCGGCCAUCCCGGACCCCGCGCCGCCGGCCUCGGGCCCGCGGGCGGCGGGCAUGCUGGCAUGGCAGGACGGCGGGGCCAAGGCGGCUCCCGCCCACCACAAGAUUUCCUUCUCUGUCCUGGACAUCCUGGACCCGCAGAAAUUCACCCGCGCUGCGCUCCCGGCCGUGCGUCCUGCUCCCCGGGAAGCCAAGAAAAGUUUGGCAGAGGCCGAAGCGGGGAAGGACGCCAGCCCGGGGGACUCAGCUCGGCAACGGGAGACCCCUGAUGCUGCGGACCGCGGCGCGGGCGCGGCGUCCCCCUUGGAGGGCUCGGAGGCGGAGGAGGCCGAGGAGGAGGAGGAGGAGGCCGAGGACGCGGGGCGGCGGCGGCGGCGGCGGAGGGAGCGGGCCGCGCGCCUGGAGGCGGACCCGGCGCGUUCCCCCGAGUCCCGGGCGGCGGCGUUGGCGGCGGGGGAGCGGGCCCCCGGCGGGCUGGCGGGCUCCCCGGGCUCGCCCGACUCCCCGCGGCCGCGGCGCCGGCGCACGGAGCCCCGCUGCGCCAAGCCCAGGCGCGCGCGCACCGCCUUCACCUACGAGCAGCUGGUGGCUUUGGAGAACAAGUUCCGGGCCACGCGCUACCUGUCCGUGUGCGAGCGCCUGAACCUCGCGCUGUCGCUCAGCCUCACUGAGACGCAGGUCAAAAUCUGGUUCCAGAACCGCAGGACCAAGUGGAAGAAGCAGAACCCGGGCGCCGACGGUGCGGCGCAGGCGGGGAGCGGCGCGCCCCAGCCCGGGGCGCCCGGAACGGCAGCCGCGGCGGGCGGCGGCGGCUCGGGAGGCAGCCCCGGCGCCCCCGGGCCGGGCGCGCUGCCCUUCCAGACUUUCCCCUCCUACUCGGCGGCCAACGUCCUCUUCCCAGCCGCCACCUCCUUCCCGCCGACGGCCGCCGCCGCCGCCGCCGCCGCCGCCGCCGGGGGCCCCUUUGCGUCCUUCCUCGGACCCUCCUACCUGACCCCUUUCUACACCCCGCACCUAUGAACCUGGAGCUUCUCGGGGGUCCACUUCGUCGGGACUCACAAAUGACUGGCGUCGUCGUGUGGUCCCGGUUCCACCGAGGGCGCCGACGUGCACGGCCCGCCCCCUCGUGGUGAACGGGUGUCUGCGCGCCGCUUCCUUUCCAGCUGUGGGGAGGCGCCACCGGAGGGCAGGGAGAGGCCGCCUGCCGACUCCCGCAGCGCCCCUUGCCGCCGCGCCGACCCCCUGAAUCCACGAGAUCCGCAAAGGGGAUCAAGGAUCUGCAGUCUUUAAAAGUGCCCCGAGACGAAGGCUGUCCUCAGAGCUUAGCGUUUCUGAACUUGGCUCUUCGCUUCGGGUCAGGCUCCAUUCGGUUCAAGGGCUCCUCUUGAGGGUCUGGGUGUCCCGAGCAGGGCUGACACUGCCGCGCUGCGGGGUUGCAGAUGCCGGGGACCCGAGACUUCCUGCCCACGGGUCGCUCACAAUUAGGAUGGACUCUUCGAACAUUUUAGCUCACACACGUGGUAAGCAGCUUGCCCUUUUCGGAGCGGAUGGUCUCCCUUUUCGUACUUGAUUUUUGGCCCCAAACCAAGGCUUCCUCCCAAAUAUUGAAUGAGCUGGGUCCACGAGCACACACUGGCGCGGUGAAAUGGACUAUUUUUCAGAUGCACAAAUUUCUACGUUUUUAGAUUUUCAUUUCAGAUGGGGACUUGAGCACAAUUCUUGUUCCAAACGGACUCUCCUGAGAGACUAGGUCUCUUACUUUUCUGAGAAGCCCUAGAAGUCUCUGCUAGGAAACGUAACGGCUUUGUGGCCGGGCUUACCUGCUAACGCAGACACAGUUCCGCCGCGCCGCACAUUUUCUGAGCAGUUUCCCGAACCAGGCAAUGGCCUCAAACGCGUAAAAAUGAUAAGGAAGGGACCAGUGGUUCGAAGCCUAUGCCUGAGGCCGCCUGUUUUGAUUUCCAGUCUUUGAUAUUCUUAAAACUUCAGUCCUGUUUCCUACGUCGGUCCCGGCAAUGCCUAGGCCCGCAAAUAGUGAACCAAAAGCUAGGAGAGAGGAGCUCCUCCGGCACACGUGACUGUCAUGAAUUGGACUUUUUUUUUGAGCAGCAGGCAAAAGUUCCUAUUAGAGUAUCAGAUUAGAAAAGAAUGGUAUGAAAGCUGUCUUUACAGAGAGGGGACAUUCGAAAGUGAAUGCCUGCUGGGCUAUUUUUUAAAAGCACAAACUCAACAUUAUUAGAGCUUCAUCUAGAGCAAUUCUUGUUCCAAACAGACUCUCCGAUGGCAUGGUGAACAUGUGAAGGGUUGUCAAGGGUGUGAAGGAAGUAUUUCUGGGGCUACAGCGGAAGCAAAAUCGUACCCAUAAUGGAUUCAACCGCCGCAGCUUAAUGUAUGGUCCUUAGUUCCAACUGCUACUUUUUUCUCCCUUAAAAGAUUAGUUAUUCUGUCAAAUUCUCACGCCAGACUUGUUUGGAAUGCUGCUUUUAGUUUUCUAUGUAAUAUGUGUGAAGCUCAUAUCUCAGAAACCCAGCUCUGCCUAACUAGGUCACGUUUAUUUCUUCCUUACCUGGAUUUGAUUAUUUGAGGCCUGCUGCUAUCUACGUGGAUAGCAUCCUGCUUGCCAUUUUUUGAUAGCCUGUGCCAUUAAAAAUUAAAUUUAAUGAUCACGGGCUGCUUCUAAAGUACAUGCAGUUUGGUCUCAUGAACACAUGAUAUCAUAAUUUUUAAAUAUCUAGUUUAUGGUUAUCAGAAAUGAUAGAAAAUAUCCCCCCUCCCUUAUGCCAAAUUCAAUGAAGACUCCCUAUUCACAGGACUCUCACAAGAUUUGAGAAUGUGUAUCAUUUAAUUGCGUAUUAUUUACUAAUUACUGUUUUCCUUCU